Suillus fuscotomentosus is the source of this 1421-nucleotide messenger RNA. RefSeq lists its product as uncharacterized. The transcript is spliced from 5 exons. The record is from RefSeq and is a predicted model, not a curated record. Lineage: Eukaryota; Fungi; Basidiomycota; Agaricomycetes; Boletales; Suillaceae. The coding region runs from base 19 to 1056 and encodes 345 amino acids. Gene Ontology annotation, molecular function: 4-hydroxy-tetrahydrodipicolinate synthase activity.
ACGGAUAUCUUCUUCAUCAUGAGUCUUAACGGUAAUGGUACACAUGUUUCAACUAUUCGUCCUUUGAAACCUGGUAUCUAUGCACCAAUCCCAUCGUUCUUCCUUUCCGAGUCCGAAGAUCUUGAUAUCCCCUCUUUUGAGAACCAUGUCGUCUGUGUCGCGACUGCCGGAGUGGGGCCCCUAUUAGCUGGGUCGAUGGGCGAAGCCAUCCAUCUAUCACAUGCAGAGCGAGUGGUAUUGAUCAAGACUGCAAGGAAGGCACUUGACCAUGCGGGAUUAUUAAACGUUCCGGUCAUAACCGGCAUCGGCGCCGGCAGCACUCGCGAGUCUAUAGAGCUAGCGAAUGAAGCCGCUGCAGCUGGCGCAGACUAUGCCAUCGCUAUCACCAGUGGUUACUUUGCUGGUGCGCUUGCUGGCGACAGGAAAGCACUGAAAGCUUUCUUCCAAGAAGUUAGCUCUAAGAGCCCUAUACCAGUCAUAAUCUACAAUUACCCUGGUUCCAGUGGAGGUAUCAAUCUAGACUCUGACCUCAUCACUGAGCUCGCCAUUGAGUGCCCUAAUACCUGCGGUGUCAAGCUCACCUGUGGAGAUGUCGGGAAGCUCACCCGUGUGGCGGCUACGGUAUCAGAUCCGAUGUUUUCAGCUCUUCACCCCCGGACAAACAAGAAUGCGCCUUUCCUUGUCCUUGGCGGAUUCAGCGACUUCCUUUUACCAUCAGCGUAUUCAAAUGGGCAUGGUGCUAUUACUGGCCUUGCCAACGUUGCUCCUUAUUCUAUUGUAAAACUCUUUGAGUUAAGUGAGGCCUCCAUGGUCGAUCCUUCCUUCCUUCCCGAGGCACAGCGGCUGCAAGGCAUUAUCGGGCGUGCAGACGCUACCAUUGCCAAGGCAUCAAUUUCAGGAACGAAAUACCUUCUCCAGAAAUUAUACGGCUACGGUGGCCAUCCCCGAAGGCCCUUGCCGCCUAUUGACCCUGUGGCAGGCGAGGCCUUGUGGGAGCAUUCGCAUACGCAAGCCCUCGUGCAUCUUGAAGAGGAGGUCGGCGGAAAGGUGCGAUAACGGGGACUGAGCGCACUGGUAGCACCUGUCUGUGUAUGAUGUAUGUGCUGGAAGCCUGGGGUCGCUAUGAUACGAUGACGCACAUAUAUUUCCCGUCACCAUAAUACUACCUAUGCAAUUAAGAUUCGACUCCCAAGAAUAUUGCGGCAAGCGGCUCUUUGUCCUUGACACGAUGGUGACUUAACGAGUACUCCAUGGGUGCAUGAUCAAAGUCGCUGUUGGCGCUGGUCGGACCGCCCGUGACGUUUCCGUGAGAGUCGGAGGCUGCGGCCCGCCUGCUAAUACUAUCAGUGCGACGCACGCUGCACACCCGUGUUAACGUUUCCACUUAAUCUCAUACUUUACCGUAAGACGAAAAGCUGAAC